This is a messenger RNA of Halichondria panicea, 3880 nucleotides long. RefSeq lists its product as uncharacterized. Bases 141 to 2558 code for a protein of 805 amino acids. Lineage: Eukaryota; Metazoa; Porifera; Demospongiae; Suberitida; Halichondriidae. Gene Ontology annotation, molecular function: protein serine/threonine kinase activity; protein binding; ATP binding. The record is from RefSeq and is a predicted model, not a curated record. The transcript has 7 exons. Gene Ontology annotation, biological process: protein phosphorylation.
CAUGUACAUCAAAGAAGGGGGGUAUCUCGUUCUUGACCUCUUUUUCUUCUGUUGCCGCUACAGCUACAGCUAGCUAGCUACGAGCUCUCUCCAUAACUUCACCUCUAUCAAGCUUUCUAUACAGUACAGUAACCAAGACAAUGGCUGUAAAUCCACAAGCUUUUGAGCAGUUCACUCUGAGACAAAUUCGCAUCACUGAGAAUGAGUUAGGACAUGGUUCCUACGCUGUUGUCAUGGAGCUAGAGUAUCGAGGACUGAAAUGUGCCGGCAAGAAGCUUUACCGAGUUCUCUACGAGACUGGAAUCGGGCAUGCAGCACGAAGGUAUCUGGAGGAGUGUCACCUGCUCAGUCAAACUAGGCACCCCAACAUUGUCCAGUUUCUGGGAGUCUGUUUUGAGGAAGGCUCUCAGUUCCCCAUCCUAGUCAUGGAGUUUCUCCCCACCAACUUGACCAGCUGUCUCGAGCGCUACGGUAUUCUCCCCGAUGAGAUAAACUUCUCUAUCCUCCAUGACGUCUCACUGGGCCUGGUCUACCUCCAUGGCCAAACACCAGUCAUUGUGCACAGAGAUCUCUCAGCCAACAAUGUCCUCUUGUCCACCAACAUGACUGCCAAGAUAUCCGAUCUAGGGGUUGCUCGAAUAUUGAACCUGACCCCCCUUCAAGUGAGUCGAAUGACGGAGACCCCUGGUACCCCAGCGUACAUGCCCCCCGAAGUGAUGGUUGCCAACCCCCACUAUGACACCAGUGUGGAUGUGUUCUCCUUUGGGAUCAUGAUGAUUCACACCUUCACAGCAGAGUGGCCACUACCAAGUAUUGGCCCCACCAGAAUCGAUCCUGCUAAUCCUAAUGGUUUGAUACCAAUGACAGAAGCUGAACGACGUGAAGAGUUUCUUCGAAAAAUUUCCCCAGACCACCCUCUGAUGGACCUCAUCAUGCGCUGUCUCAGCAACAACCCUCAGCAAAGGCCUAGAGCAGCGGAGAUAGUUGGUCGGAUGGUGGGUGUGGUACUUGAACACCCUCCCUCCUUUGAGAACAGAGUGGAGAUGCUCCAGCGAGUGAGUGCCCUACUGACAGAGAAGAGGGAGCUUGAGGAGAAGGUUGUGAGGAAGGACUCGGCAAUCCAGGAGAAAGCUGGAGAAAACGAGGUACUGGCGGAGGAGAAAAGACGACAAGAGGAAGAAAGUAAAAACAUUGUCGAGCGUAUGCAGUUGGUACACUCUGUGGAAACUGAUCAAUUUAAAUUGGAAAACGAAGAUCUUAAAGGUCAACUCGAAGCUAAAGAGACAAUUGUUAACAUGAAAGAUGAAUUUAUUAUUUCAAGAAAUGCUAGGAUAGUGGAAUUAGAAACUCAAUGUAAGCAACUCACUGAAGAGGUGGAGCAACAAAUUGCCAACGUCAACUACACUCACAACGAGCUUGUAUCUAAAGCUACAAAAAUAGCUCAACUGGAAACAAAUCUGGAACAAGAGCAAGCCUGUUUAGUUGACAAAAACUCUAUUAUCGCUCACAGAGAUUCGAUGCUUGCCUCCAAGGACUCUUCCCUUCAGAAGAAAGAAGCCACCAUUCAGAGUUUAAACGGCCAACUCACCAAAACCAGAGACUACCUGACCAGCAAACCACAGUCCCUACAGGUUCAGUUGUCCUACAGUCAGUGCUCUGAGGCUCCAGUGAAGAUGUCUAGUGGGCAAGCGAUAACCAUCAAUGGCAAGGUCUACUAUGGUGGAGGAAUGUGUUAUGACGAUGAUGACGAGUACUGUGUCCACUGUUACGAUCCGCCACAAGAUGUUUGGUCAACUCUGCCCAGACUUCCUGUACGCUAUUUUGGUCUAGGAGAGGUCAAAGGUGAACUGGCAGCAGUUGGUGGUUUGGAUUCAUCCUUCUCUAAAUCCAACGUGGUACAUGUGUUUAACAAAGGAAGGAACUGGAAACGGACGAUCCCACCGAUGCCCACAGCGAGGUAUUCACCAGCAGUCGUUAGUCUCCAAACACAUCUGGUCGUAGCAGGAGGUGUGUUGGACGAUGGCGACUUCACUGAUAACGUUGAGAUCUACAACAUCAGCACCUCCCAGUGGAGCGAGACAGACAGACUACCGUAUGCUUGUUAUGACCAAAGAGGAAUUGUCUACAACAAAACAGUGUACCUAAUGGGGGGAAGUGACGGCAAUUUUCUAAACAAGGUGUGUGCUGCUCAAGUCGACAAGCUCAUCUCAGCAGACCGACAGGAUGAUGGGAGUGCCAACAAAGCCGACUCUGUCUGGAAUACAAUAUCCAACACACCGUCUUACUGUUCCUCCCCUGUAACGAUAUUCGACACCCUCUUUGCUGUUGGUGGAGAGGAUAGUGAAGGUGAAGUCACUCAAAGGAUCUACUCCUACUCGUCCUCGAUGGACUCCUGGCUCUACGUUGGUGAUCUACCAUCUCCUAUAGCAGACGCUGCCUCUGUGUCACUGUCUCCAACAGAGUGCCUUAUGAUUGGGGGAUGGAACAAAGAAAGAGAAACACAAUCUACCGUGCAUAAAAUUAGUAUCAAAAUUAAAAGUGCAACAACUAUUUCUUGAUUAUUGUUGUGGAUAAUAAUAUUUUGUAUGGCUAAAAGUUAAUGUUGAUUUUUGAGUGAAAUAGUGCAACCAGCCCCUCCCCCUUAUAGACUUUUGCAAUGUCAGCAUAAACGACCCUCCUCCAGCUCAUGGACAGUUCUCCUCCUGGUGUCCUGUGCUCUAGCUCUGUCAGCGUUGUUCUCCAGUGCUGCUGGUCUCCUGGAGGGACUCUACUGUGGCAGAGAGAGCUGCUAUGACGGCCAACACCUGACUAGCUGAUAAUUAUUCUCGUUCCCUACAUGCAGUUCUUCAAGUGGACAAAGAUGUCACAGCUGUAAGUACAUGUGGAGCUAUUGACUGUGCUCACACACUGUUGCUUGGUUACAGGCUGAGAUGAGGAGAGCCUAUCGACACCUGACACUGGAGUACCAUCCUGACAAGAACAAGGUCACAGAAGAGGGAGAGUUGGCUGAGGGCUCCGCUAGGGAGAGGUUCUAGCUCAUCAGCACGACCUACGAGAUACUGAAGGAUGAGGAGGAGAGAGCAAACUAUGACUACAUGCUUGAGAACCCUGAGCAAGUGUACCGUCACUACUAUCACUACGACCGUCAUCGAGUGACCCCCCCAGUUGGAUAUCCGAGUGGUUGUGGGUGUGGCCAUCAGCGUCAUCUCUCUGGUCCAGUACCUCGGCUGGUGGCACUCGUACAAUACAGCCAUCACUGCAGCUCUCUCAGAAUGCCAAGAUAUUGUGGUAAGGCUGAGGAGCUGGCAGUGGAGAAGGGGUUGUUGAAGGAGGGUCAGAGACAGACUCAAGGGAGGAAGUAAAGAACGACGAAGAGACUGUGCUACGGAGAAUUAUGGAGGAGAACCUCAACAUUCUGUGAGUCGAUAAUGUAACCAGCUAGUCUUAUAUUGUGCCAUUAUUUUGAUAGGAACUUUUGUUUAUCUUUUGUUUACAAUUGAAGUUGAGGGGGGUAGGUUGGUCUACUCACAAGUUCAAGCAUUGUUCUGGCAGAUACAGUAAACCUAUGUUGCGAAGUACAAGGAGGAGAGGAAAGAAAGACAGCCAAUGCCAAGUACAAGAAGUACAAGUGAGUGAGUAAAUGUGUGAGAGUGAGGCCAGUGAAGGAGGCUAGACAAUACCAAGUACAGUGAGUAAGUGAUUAAUAAAGUCACCAUGAUUACAAUACCCCACCCUCACAGGAGAUACAUGAGAGCACUGGUCAGAAAAGAGUCACCACAAACUGUUAGGGACAAUAACAUUUUGUAUGAAAGCAUAUUUAUCAUUGGUUCAGUUUAAAGGAAUCUUGCAGUAAUAAUUAAUUUUGUGUUUGUCAAUUUUA